AAUGGCGGCAGAACUGCAAUGUUUUUAUAUCGAGAGAUGUAGAGGAAAUCCCUUCAUAUUAUCUCACAACUCGUAUUUGAUGGAAAUUUUUAUUUGACGCUGAUUCUUGAUUCCAGUAUGUCUUCUAUCACUCUCUGGGUGAAGCCGGACGCCUUUGAUUUCGGAGCAAUUCAUGCGCCAUUGCCUCCAAAACUGACUUUGCACAACUUGUACAAGCUGUCCAUUUAUGCAAGAAACAAAGGAGAAGCAGGAUACCCUCAGCUGAGUUACCCUGUGUGGAAGCAUGUCGCCUGCAACAAGUUACAGAUGUCUGAGGAUCUGGCAUGGCUAUACUUUGAAACCUUUGACAUGCUUUGUGGCUCAAGUUUUAAAGAGCAUUCAAGAUGGAAUGAAAUAUUUUCUCAAUGCAAAAGUUUGGAAGAAAUAGAUCAUUUGAGAUCUCAAGGCUCAGUGAGAACAUUGCAGUUCAUUCUAUUUCUGUAUAUUCAACAAAUUCACAAGAUAUCUUUUAAGGCUUCUCUGGUCCUGGGAGGAGAAGAAUGGCCAACACGUUCACGAUCACCAGAUUUGGAAAAAAAAGGAUCUGUUGCAGUUAAGAGCCUUGAUGAGCAUGAUCACAUGAUGUUUGUACUACAUCAUUUGAAUGACAUUUUGGAACUCUUGAUGGAACCGGAGUCCAGUGGAAUAGGCAGUGGUAGUGAAGCCUGUCUUACUGUUGAGGCUCUUGAUGCUCUUGGGUUUCUCAUCACAGGAUCUAUUGAUAGGAAAAACAUUCAGCCACUACAUGAAUUAGCUCGUCUUCAAUCAGAAAGACCAAAGUGCGGUUAUUCAAAGAUCUCCAGAAAAUUCUCUUUCCGCCAACUUCAGUCAUGGUUGAGGUCCAAUCUUCAAGUAAAUCCAUUUGGAGUGUCUGCCAUCCUUGCUCAGGGAUUUAAACAACAUGAAUUACAAAUACAAAAUUUUCUAAGCCUCAGUGACACAUUUGAUGAUCACAGUCUCCUGCGACAUCAGGAAUCAGAACAUAGUACUGCUGGCAAAGAACCAUCCACAAAUAGAAGUCGCAUCAUGAGCAAUAUAAGCCAUGCUCCACCAGAGCAAAGAUUUCUUAUUCUGUCUCAAGUUUGCAAACAAACUGUUGCAAAGGCCAAUGACUCCUAUUCAGGAAGUACUGUAAAAAUUCAUAGAUGCCAUUAUUCCUACAUAUAUAUCUUAUGCCCUUUGAGGGCUGUUACUGUAGAAAACUGUCACAACUCCACAAUUGUUCUUGGGGUGGCAAACACAGCUGUUAAUAUCAUUGGUUGCUGUAAUUGUACGUUCUAUGUCGUCUGUGAAAGAAUCUCAUUCAGUGGCUGUAGUGACUGUUCUUUUCAUCUUUGCACGCCGACCAAACCAGUUAUUCUUCCAGGAAAUGAAAAGUUAGUUCUUGCGCCAUAUCACACUUACUACCCUACCCUGGAAGAACAUUUACGUGGCCCCUGGGGGAUUCCCAUUGAGCCAAACUUGUGGAAUGAUCCUCUUGUACUUGCAUCUGAUCGAGGUGAAGGCUCAUCACCCGUAUAUCGUGAACUGUCGCCCACAGACUUUUUCACGUUCACAAUUCCGUUCUCUAUGAAGGGAUCUACAGAUGGACCACCGAUUCCUCUUCCGAAAAAAUACGAGAAAGCUUUGAAAGACAGAGAAAGAGCUAUUAAUAACUGGUAUCAAUUGGUAAAAACAUCAUCACUCACUAAACCGCAGAGGAGACAGCUACAAAAGGAUGUACAAGAUAGAUUCCAGGAAUGGCUGGCGGAAAGUGGACACGCCACUCAAUUAAAUGGUCUUGUACCUCCCCAUUCAGGAAAGUCUUGAGAAAUCAAGGAAACUGGCAAUUUGUUGGUAACAGAAUUAAAUAUUUUAGGCAAGGAAGUUAAGAAUUCACCGCCUCAGUCAAGAAAACCAUCAGAUCUGAACCGGAGAGAUUAAUAUGAUGGUUCCCAUACAACUCUGGUGGAGUGAAUGGUUUAGCUAUGACUACAUUCAUGUAGCAGCAGAGAAGUGGAAUCCAUCUAUGAUGGCCAGCCUCAAGAUUUUUUAUGGCAUUCAUACAAGAGCACUCAAAACAGAGCUCAAAACAUAUCUGAGCAUCUGUAUGCUUCAAGUUACCACGACGAACAUUGAAACCAUACUUCUUGUAACAGGAAUUGUAGCUAGAUAGGAUUAAACAUUUAUAACACGUUUAUUGUGCGAAGUCGUUUCCGUCUUGACUCAAACGAGUUUAUAACAAGAACCGGCGGAAAAUGGAGACUUGCCAUUAUGGGUUGAUAAUUUCGAUUAAGAAAAAAACACAGCUUGGUUGUUAUCGGUGUCAGUCGCCCGCCAAUUUAAGGCCUUCGUUUGCAUUUGCAGACCCAUAUGGAAAGUGUGAUUAGAAAUUGAACGUCGGUUAUGUAACAGAAAUAAGGAUAUCAGUUGAAAAAGAUAAGUUAUUCUUUGUUUAAUGAAUGUAAUGAGGAACGUCACAUAACUGAUAAAGAAAAAAAGAAAUCUUCAAACUAU
Molecule: messenger RNA, 2535 nt
Organism: Pocillopora verrucosa
Lineage: Eukaryota; Metazoa; Cnidaria; Anthozoa; Scleractinia; Pocilloporidae
Product: TBCC domain-containing protein 1
Biological process (GO): maintenance of Golgi location; maintenance of centrosome location
Cellular component (GO): spindle pole centrosome
Source: RefSeq, a predicted model, not a curated record